CGGACCACUUUCCCUCAUCCAAGGAGUCCAUCCUUAUUCCAGUUGGGCUUCCCUUCCAGCCGCAUGUAGUGUGAAGACUUUUUCCCCUUUCCUCUGUUUCCCGUCCUGAGAGGAAGGAGGGGGAGAGAGGCCAGGCCCAGGAGAUGAUAAGGCUUCAGCCCCCGGCCCGGCCCAGACCACGUCUGUGUUUCUCGAGGUGCUGGCUUGGAGAGCCCCAGCCUAAGGGGGGUGGGCGGGGUGCUGUCAGGAUUGCGACCUCUGGAGGCACUUGAGGAAAGAACCCCUUGUAAAGCCUGCUACAUAUUUUCUUGUUCCAGCCACUGACCGCCCUCCACUACCAGCCUCUGCAGGUCAUUGCUGUAUCUUUGCCUCCCCUUACCCCUUUGGUUGCUGGGGGAGCAAAGCUCAGGACUAGCGUCCUAACUGCCAGCCUGAGUCUCAGUGACUUCCGGAAGAACAGCCUAGGAUGCUGGUGUCAUUAGUUAGAAGCAUCUGCUGAAAGAUUGGGAGCAGAAGAAGGUGUCUACUCCGAGCCAGACCAACUGUAACACAGAGUCAACAGCCGCCCUGGAGGAGGCCAAGCUCUCACCUUGGGCCAUGCAGAGGGACACAGUGGUGGACUGGACAGACAAGACACAUUCUUAUAGGAAGAAGACAGAUGGUAAAUGACCCCUGGUGCUCCUGGGAGCCCCCCAACACCCCCUGAGCCUCAUGACCCUGGCAGUGCCCUGCCCCUGACGCCCCGGAUAGAGAGCCACUCAGAGGAGGAAGAUCCCACCGGGGCUGGCAGUGGCCUGGGCUGGAUCAGCAGGGGCUCCCGGACCCAGAACCCCGGGGGCAGCUCGGUGGAAGCCGUGCUGGGCCGGAAGAAGCACCGCCGGAGGCCUUCCAAGCGCAAACGCCACUGGCGGCCCUACCUGGAGUUGAGCUGGGCCGAGAAGCAGCAGCGGGAUGAGAGGCAGAGCCAGAGGGCCUCCCGGGUGCGCGAGGAGAUGUUUGCCAAAGGCCAGCCCGUGGCGCCCUACAACACCACCCAGUUUCUGAUGAACGACCGCGACCCUGAGGAGCCAGACUUGGAGGUGCCCCACGGGGCCUCCCACCCAGGCUCCAGCGGGGAGAGCGAGGCCGGGGAAGGCGACGGCCGGGGCCGCGCUCACGGCGAGUUCCAGCAGAGGGAUUUCUCCGAGGCCUAUGAGCGCUACCACACGGAGAGCUUGCAGGGUCGCAGCAAGCAGGAGCUGGUUCGAGACUACCUAGAUCUGGAGAGGCGGCUGUCUCAGGCCGAGGAGGAGACCCGGAGGCUGCAGCAGCUGCAGGGGUGCUCCGGCCGGCAGCCCUGCCGCCAGGUGGAGGAGCUGGCUGCCGAGGUCCAGAGGCUCCGGACAGAGAACCAGCGGCUUCGGCAGGAGAACGCCAGGUGGAACCGAGAGGGCGGCGGCCCCGGUGGGGGGCCAGGCACCUAGUGGGGGGACAUCCCCCCCACCCCCGCGCCAGGAUCAGGUCCCGUUUCAGUACACGCUGGGGCCAGCUGGGGCUCCGGGAGGCAGGUGACAGAUGAAAACCACUUUCGGCCCCUCUGUGGCCUCUGAGAACAGCGAAAGUAUGUUCAGCCUUCCACCUGGUCAUUUCUGUAAUUUGGUCUUUGAUGUCUUCUUAUUUUUCAAAAAAAAAUUAAAGGAUUUUCACGAGCCCA
Messenger RNA from Mustela lutreola (European mink), 1693 nucleotides. RefSeq names its product HEXIM P-TEFb complex subunit 2 (gene HEXIM2). Gene Ontology annotation, molecular function: 7SK snRNA binding; cyclin-dependent protein serine/threonine kinase inhibitor activity. Bases 666 to 1463 code for a protein of 265 amino acids. Gene Ontology annotation, cellular component: nucleoplasm; nucleus; cytoplasm. The transcript is spliced from 4 exons. Gene Ontology annotation, biological process: negative regulation of transcription by RNA polymerase II; negative regulation of cyclin-dependent protein serine/threonine kinase activity. Lineage: Eukaryota; Metazoa; Chordata; Mammalia; Carnivora; Mustelidae. The record is from RefSeq and is a predicted model, not a curated record.